UACAGAAAAAGCUCUUCUUCCUCAUUUGUUAUAAGAAUAUUCUCGGAAUUACUAAAAUUAACUAAGCAAAACAACUCUGUCUCAUCAACCUUUCAUCAACCUACAGGUCCACUAAGUCACCCUUUAACUUAGCCAUUGGCACUAACACUGUCCUUUUCACGACCCUUCACGUCCACUGCGCUCUAACAACUCAAUUUCGAUUCAUGUCACUUACUAAUUACGCUGUUCCUACACCUACAAUCCAAUCUCUAACUCACGUCAAGCAAUUCACUACACUUCGUCACAAUACUUUACUAAGUACUAGUCUCCACUGUUGCUGUUGUCGAUCUGAACACGCCUGUAGACGAUCUGUUGUCGGACUGUUGACGAGCGAGCACUGGUUGCCGAACAGUUGACGAGCACUGGUUGCCGGACUGCUGGGCGAGUAUGAUCCAACUAGACUGAUGCUGAGACUGGCUUUUAUAUUACACAACAAAGUCUGUUUCUUUUUCCGAGAGAGAGGAACGCUAUAAAAACGCCAUCAUUUCUUCUGCCUUAACAACACAACUAUCAAUCAUCGUCUACAACAAAUUCUCUUCAUCUACGUUCGUCGACGUACCUGUAAUGCGGAAGCGCUGCUGCAACUCUUCAGGCGUCAACGGGAUGGCCUCGACAUCGGCUCUGGUUUCGCGUGCUCUUCUUCUGCUCACGGUCGCUCUGUUGCUGCUCGAAUGCGUUGUCUGGUGCGACAUGGUUGGAAAACAGUCAAAGGAUUCUUUAAAAGAGGCGUCAAAAAUUCGAAGAUUACUUACUCGACUCUCGCUGUUGAUGGCACUCAUUGCUGGAAUAGGCCUGCUUGUGUUUGCUUCCAGAAGAAGGAGCCGCCACGAGGAGCGUCAAAUGGCGGGUAAGGUUUAUCGAGAACCUUACCCGCCGAAGGAGGAGGAGGUCGCCGCUAAAGAGGAAAAGGACGGAAAGGAGACUACAAAAGCAAAAACAACUUCUAAAGCGACGACAGUUCGGAAAGUAGCUACAAAGGCAAAGAGCGCGCUUCAAAUUCUCAUCUUUUUGAUGGCCACACAUGCGACAAAAGGAUGCUCCAUGGAUUUGCUCACGAAGAACAGAGGGAUCCAGCUGGACUUCACCGUCACCGGGAAUCUGAUGGAAUGCUUGACGGACGCUGGAGUAAAAGGCACGAAUGAGGUGCACGAUGAGAGGGUCGGCGACGAGAAUAUGUUUCCGUACACCUUCAGUCUGCAGGAGGGACGUCUCGUCGAUUUGCUAGAUAAAGGACCUAAGACAGGUGCUCCCAUUGGGUGUUCGAAAGAAUGUAAGAGUGAAGGAGCAAAAGGACGUCACGGACAAUGCCUGCUUUCGACCGAGUUCGCUGUUGCUUUUGGACGAAGGGGAGACAAGAUGCUCUACAACCUGCACAUCCUUGGUGAGCCGAGAAUCUGGUACUGCGCUUCUGCAACAAAAAUGCCCGAAAGCACCGCGUCUAUCACAGUCAACUUCGAUCAAAAGUUCAAAGGAUGGCAGGUUCCGUCUAAGCACGGUUGCGGAAGCCAGAGCGCAUUGGACUACGACAGGAUAGCUCAAUCUAACAUCUACUGCACCAAUCCUGAUGUUCUUCGCAAGGCUGAGGAGUGGGAGAUCAAAGACGAGGCGCAUAAGGACGAGUUCAAAUAUCUCUUCACGCUGAACAUUCUGCCACUGAAGGUUGUGCCCGCCCAUAGUGUCAAGAUGCAAGCGCUUGACCACGGCAAAAGGAUUGAUGGGAACAAAUUUCCAAAGUGCGAGCUGUCCCUCAGACUGAGUGGUAACUGGUUCAAAUUGCUUGGUGGUAGUGCUCCUCCUGGUUCAAAGCCGACAUCUGAUCCCGCUGGAAGCACUGGUCCUGAUGAAAGCACUGCUCCUGUUGAAACUACAACUACUGCACCACCAUCUGAAGCUUCCGGCAGUAACUUGGGUCUCAUCAUUGGCAUCGUCAUCGCCGUUGUAGUCCUGUGAGUUUUAUAUUUUUGAUUUGGGUUAUUUAACAA
Messenger RNA from Meloidogyne enterolobii, 2021 nucleotides. NCBI's taxonomy places the organism in Eukaryota, Metazoa, Nematoda, Chromadorea, Rhabditida, Meloidogynidae. The record is from the annotation of a GenBank genome assembly.